AUGAAAGAGAAGCCUGCUUACAACUCAAAAGAGAGGCUGAACACCAAGGGUAGCCCUGCAUCCAUGGUCAUCCUGACAGCUAAUGGAAUGCUGCGUUGUGGUAAUACAGAAAAAGACAUUAAAGAACUUAUUGAGCAACAAAGAUAUUUCAAAGCUGACCAGCAUCUCAUCAAGUUAGAAUAUGAGCGAUCCACUAAUGAUGUGACAAAUGACGAAAGCACCAAAAAGGAAGAGAAAGACAUUAAUUCAUUGUACGAGUUGCUUAGUGCUGAAAUUUUCAAUGUGGUAAAAGAAUCAUUUAACAUUUCCAAAGAACACCCAAAUCUCUUGAAAAUGGCAGUCCAAGUGAAAAUCCAAGAAGAAAAAGCAGACCAAAUAUACCUGGAAGAAAAGGAAAAAUCUGGAAGUGUUCCAGAGUUUAGGCCGAGGCAAUGGGACACUAAAUGGUUGAGCGUUUUACAGCACUCCGUGAACGAAAGGAUAAGUGAACCACUUGGUGGUUCUGAAGACAAUAAGACUGACUGGCUCACACAGUAUUUAGUGCAACUUCGUAGCCAACUCAAAGCAGAUUUUGACACCAUUGUGAACUGCAUUAAUCCAUGUUACCCUGAGGAAUCCAAUAUAUGUCUGAACAUAAUGAUUGCUGUUAUACCAUCUGAAGAUACACGUCAGCAACUGUUGAACACAUUGCUCCCAGAAAAGACAAUCAACCAUUUGGAAAAUGAGUACUUUUCUGUUUUACGGUCAGAUGCUAGAAUGUGUAUGAUUAAAAGCCUGCAUAUUGAAGAAGAGAACUGGAGAAGUGGAAAAGAGCCUUUGGUACUAAAUGAUUGUUACCACAGCGAAUUACCGAUUGAUAUAAUUCAGCCUCACUGUAAAAAGCUGGUGACAGAAAAAUGGCUUGAGUGUACAGAACCAAUAGAUGAAAUACUUGAAAUAACAGAGAAGCAUCUUACAAAAUUAAAGAAAUUGAAAGCACCACAUUAUCAGGAUCUAUUGAUGGAAAUCUAUCAGCAGCUGAUGACAGAAUAUAUCCUUCGAAUUAUGAAGAAAAGGUUGAGCUGUAAAACAGAAAAUCAGGAGAAACAAGUGGCAGACCAGAUACAGAAUGAAACUCAACAUUUACAGAAAUUAUUCAAUUUCUAUGGAUCUGAAGACACAGUUCUCGAAUCAGCCCUCCUUAAAAUAGCUGAAAUCAUCAGACUAAAAGAUGUUGAUGCAAUUAUCGUGGAAGUUGCUGCACUUUUUCGAGAUUUUCCAGAUAUUGGAAAGGAGCAUGUUAGAGCCAUCUUGUCCAUGAAAGUCAGCGUGAAAAGAUCAGAUGAAAAGAAGAUUCUGAAAAUUCUCAACACACCAAUGAAUGACUCCAAUUCUUCCAUAAAGAGGAAACUCUUUUCCAAUCCUACCUUAUUUAAGGCUCUCUAG
This is a messenger RNA of Hemiscyllium ocellatum (epaulette shark), 1425 nucleotides long. RefSeq names its product exocyst complex component 3-like. The transcript has 8 exons. Gene Ontology annotation, biological process: exocytosis; exocyst localization. The record is from RefSeq and is a predicted model, not a curated record. Gene Ontology annotation, molecular function: SNARE binding. The coding region runs from base 1 to 1425 and encodes 474 amino acids. Gene Ontology annotation, cellular component: exocyst. Lineage: Eukaryota; Metazoa; Chordata; Chondrichthyes; Orectolobiformes; Hemiscylliidae.